CUACUUUCAGCGGGUUUUCUAAUAGUCUAGGUCGUUUGCAGUUUCUGGCGCUACCUGGGAUACAAUGACAGGGAUUAGGACCGUAAUUUUUGUUUCGCUUGCAGGAUCAGUUUCAUUCACAUUCUUACUGUUAGCCUGUGCGUUACCACAGUACAAUGUUUGGUGGCCACUAUUCAUGCUGAUAUUUUACAUACUAGCACCAGUUCCAUUGCUGGUCGCUAAAAAUUUCCAGGAAAGCUCUUCAUUGGGGGAUGUGAGUGUUUUUCUGACCACAAUCGUGAUAGUAUCCGCAUAUGCACUGCCUAUACUGUUUGCUCGAGCACCUAAAGAAAAUCCCCUCAUAUUGUGGGGUGCUUGUGGACUUACGUUAUCAGCCAACACGCUUAUGUUUGCAACCAUCUUCUUUCUGGUUUAUCUGGUGGUCAAGUCUGAUGAUUUCGAUAGUGGAUUUUAAUUUCGAAUAGUAAAUCUCUCCCUAAUUUUGACUGAAUUUUAAUGUAGCACUUGUGUAUUCUAAGGAAGCACUUGUUGCUAAAUUCGCGUCAUAUAAGAUGUUAUUUUGCUUUCUUCUUAUGUAUAUUUUUCAUUUUAAUAAAUCCCCAAAAAGAUAAACUUUUUUGUUUAAGGACAUUUUAGAAAGUUAUCUCCCGAAGGCAACAUACUUUCUCUGUCUCACUUUAACUUCUGGCUUUGAUUUAUAUAUGCGAUGAGACGUUGAUAAACUAAUAAUUUUAAUCUUUUGAGUUAUCUGGAUUCUGUUGGAUCGGAAGAUGCUAACUAAACAGGACAGUCGUUUGUUUAGAGGCACCACUAUCUUAUACUGGUCUGACUUUGUAUAUGGAGCUUUCCAUGAAUUUUUUCUGCAACGAUCAGUUUUGUUAUGCAAUUAGAUAGGUGUUUCUAAGUUUGAUUUCGCUCCCACUGUUUUACAAAACUGCGAAGUGGGCGAGACUCGAAUUUAGCGACGACCUUUGAACGAAUCUUAAAUGACCUUGACAAUUAUUAGCCAGUCAGAAGACAGUUAGUAUAAAGUGAAAAUAUAUUAUAAGUAAGUAAUGAAUUACAGUGGAUGUUCUUCUUUUACAUGAUUUAAAAACUUGUUAAGGUUUGAUAAAGGUUCAGAGGUUCUGAAUUCAUAAUGCAUAUGGUAUAAAAGCUCGUCCAUAGGGUUAGGGUGUUAACAUGCGAUCAGUUUACAACGGAUUUUAGAGGUUAGGGUUGUAGCCUCUCAAUAAACACCUCUUCUCUAAAAUCCGAUGUAAACCGAUCUCAUGUUAGCACUCUAACCCUAUGGACGAGUUUCUAUACCGUAUGCAUUAUGAAUUCAGAACUUCUGAGCCUUUAUCAAACCUUAACAAGUUUUUAAGUCAUGUAAAAGAAGAAUAUCUACUGUAGUUCAUUACUUUCUUGUAAUAUAUUUUUACCUUAUACAGCCUUCCGAUUGGCUAAUAAUUGAAAUUGCUCAAACGCUUCUCAUUGGCUCUUCCUUAAAUUAGAGUCUCGCCGCAAGAUGUUAGAUAUAUUUUUGGAGGAAUUCAGCUCAGAUAACUCGAUGAUUUCCCACGUGGUUGCUGUGUACUGUUUAGCUCUGAUGUAAUAAGGCUGUUGAGGUGAAUUAUGUCACCUGAAGAUAUGCAGAUUAUCCCAACCAAUUUUAUCGAAUAUACACAGUUCAUUCAAGUAGUUUACGUUUGCAGGAUGCAGUGAUUUUACAUACUGUAUUUCCACCAAACACUUAAAAUACUUAAAGCAUGUUAAACUUUACACAGGUGAAAAUGUCAUACAUUUGAUUAAGGUGGUAUAUGUGUAUCGUUAACGGAGUAGCUUACAUAUAGAAGCUUGCAUUUUCCUAUCAAACAAGUAUAAAACUAACGUAGUGCCAUACACCAUGUCUAGAGAAUGGAGGUUAACAGCUCUGCUUAUCCGCCCAAGUCGUUGCUGGUGGAUCAGCGCCGGAAUCUGUGGUCAAGCAUUCAAAUAGCUCAUCCACUCCUUGAGUUUAUCUUUCAUUUAAAUAGAUAUAUGCGAAAUAGCUCCAAGCUUUCGUGCAAGACGGAUUCUAUUUUUGAAAUUCCGAAUGAGUUUCGAGGGUUUUCGUCUCACAAUUACAACUAUCAGUUGAUUGGCUAGCAUUGGUACACCCGAAGGUUUAUGAGCUAGGCUUUCUGGAAACAGAAGUAUUCCCUUUGAUCUUGAAAGCAAUAGCGUUAAUGGAAAACUUAUUGAUCGUCUAAAUUUUACUCAUCUGAACUGGAUUUCCGCCUUAUGAUUAAAAUCUAUCAGUGCCUAAAAAACUAUGGUGAAACAGAUGAUAUUCAUAUCAGAAAACAAGUAAAACUAAAGUAGCGAAACUUAGUCCAUGAUGAAACAAUAACUGAACACUACACACCAUAGGUUUUACUCAAUGAACUCGAAAAUUCAUACUGUAUGCAACUGAGAAACCUCUGCAUCCAUAAGCCACCAAGUUCCAUUUUGGAUUAAUUUUCUGAAAUAUCUGGUAAUAAUCCAAGCGGAAUUAGCUAAAGCUUUAUGGAUAGAGCUAUCAAUUUACCGUCCCUAUGUAUCCAUGUAAGGUGAGACUUGAAAACGAAAUAUAGAAAUUGUGUAAGUAGGUCCUGACAGGAAAUAAUGUAAUCCGACACCAACAUUUCAGCCUAUUUACUGGUUGGGGACGUUUGCUGACAAUAGGAAACAACCAGCCAUAGUGGAGUUCACUUUUUAAUUUUUCUAUCAACCACGAGUUUCGUGUUAUUCAUACUUGUCAUUUCCCUGUCCUAUUUAUUAUCUGCAAACUAUACUCCUUAUAUUUAGAUCUCUACUUCACUUGAAAUUAACUCCUCUAUUAAUUUCUAUCUAGUUAGUUUAAAUUUGCUGAUAUGAGGUGAGCUAACUUAAACUAAAACAUAUUACUAUUUCUGAUGUUGUCUGUGACCGGCUGUUUCACUGGAGCAUCCUUUCUAAUCACUUCAUAUAUUAAGUCAUUGAGUUCAAAGUAGAAAGGUCUAAACUUAGACAGAUACAAACAAAUCUAGGUUAUUUUUGGAAGUUAGUGUUUCUUAUCAUAUCCCUCUGAUUUAUGCUGUACACAGUCCUAUGUAGUUUUGGUGGUGGUUGUGCAACAACAUUGGAAAAGCUUUGUAGAAUUGUAUUUAACAAUGAUAAAUUAUAGUUAUUUCAUACUUUCCGAUUGUUAGCAAGUGUAAGUAUCCCUCAGAUAUUAUAAAUGAUUUUUGUUAAUAGACUUUUUGAC
Schistosoma intercalatum is the source of this 3250-nucleotide messenger RNA. The record is from the annotation of a GenBank genome assembly. NCBI's taxonomy places the organism in Eukaryota, Metazoa, Platyhelminthes, Trematoda, Strigeidida, Schistosomatidae.